This is a messenger RNA of Etheostoma cragini (Arkansas darter), 4929 nucleotides long. RefSeq names its product diacylglycerol kinase, eta (gene dgkh). The coding region runs from base 271 to 4215 and encodes 1314 amino acids. NCBI's taxonomy places the organism in Eukaryota, Metazoa, Chordata, Actinopteri, Perciformes, Percidae. The transcript has 30 exons. The record is from RefSeq and is a predicted model, not a curated record. Gene Ontology annotation, molecular function: protein binding; ATP-dependent diacylglycerol kinase activity. Gene Ontology annotation, biological process: lipid phosphorylation; intracellular signal transduction; diacylglycerol metabolic process.
CAGCCGCUAGGGUCUGCCAUGCCACGGAUGUCCCCCGGUUGGUAACGGAGUGGAUGAGGCGGGCUCUAUAGCCUCAGUCUGGACUGGCCGUGCUGGCUGGAGCCAUAACCAUCAGCCGAUCAGGGACUAAAGGGGGGUUUUAUAUGCUAUGCUAUGCUGUGGAGCCCAUCCCCACUGUGCCCGCGACAUGCUACAUCCCCUAUGCGUGUACCAGCCCACACACUCUCCGGAAAACACAACCGUCUUUAUAACAGCGAGAGACCGUGAGAGAUGACAGCGAGGAGAGACGCUUCCCAGCCGCUGAGCAGCUCUUGCCUCCGAGAGAGGAAGGGAGCGGCUGAGCGGCCGAAGGCUAACCCCGAUUGGGUUUGUCUCUCCCCUCGACAGGAGCCGGAGAAAGGCCCGGUGUCCGCGGCGGGGAUCCAUGCCCAUGUGGUGGGGGCUGUCGCUGGUUCCGGUGCUGCGGAGGAGUCCUCUGACAGCGAAGCAGAGCAGGAAGGCCCCCAGAAACUCAUCCGGAAAGUGUCCACCUCAGGACAGAUCAGGAGCAAGACCAGUAUAAAAGAGGGAUUGUUGCUGAAACAGACCAGCUCGUUCCAAAGAUGGAAAAAGCGUUACUUCAAACUGAGAGGCCGAACUCUCUACUACGCCAAAGAUGCCAAGUCUGGCAGUGCCCUGGCACGCUGGCAGGAACGGGCGCUGCGCAGAGUGUCCAGGAGUCGCGUGUGCUGGCGAGUUCUGUCCGUGUGCUGGACGGGCGCACGGCAGUCCCCUCCACCUCUGGGUGCCAGUGGAUCUGAGGAAGGCCUAGUGAGAAUUCGGUCCCUUAUCUUUGACGAGGUCGACCUAUCGGAUGCCAGCGUUGCAGAGUCCAGCACAAAGAAUGUCAACAACAGCUUCACAGUGAUCACUCCGUUCCGUAGGCUCAUCCUCUGUGCCGAGAACCGGAAAGAGAUGGAGGACUGGAUCAGUUCGCUGAAGUCCGUCCAGUCCAGAGAGCAUUACGAGACUGCACAGUUUAAUGUGGAACAUUUCUCAGGGAUGCACAAUUGGUACGCCUGCUCCCACGCACGGCCCACCUUUUGCAACGUCUGCAAAGACAGCUUGUCUGGGGUCACAUCUCACGGCCUCUCCUGCGAAGUGUGCAAAUUCAAAGCUCACAAACGCUGUGCUGUCAGAGCCACGAACAACUGUAAAUGGACAACUCUGGCGUCCAUAGGAAAAGACAUUAUUGAGGAUGAGGAUGGGAUUGCUAUGCCUCACCAGUGGCUGGAAGGCAACCUGCCUGUCAGUGCCAAGUGUUCCGUGUGUGAUAAGACAUGUGGCAGCGUACUGAGACUGCAGGACUGGCGCUGCCUCUGGUGCAAAGCAAUGGUGCACACAGCCUGUAUGGACCUUUACCCUCGCAAGUGUCCUCUGGGUCAGUGCAAAGUCUCCAUCAUUCCCCCUACAGCGCUCAACAGCAUUGACUCUGAUGGCUUCUGGAAAGCCACCUGUCCCCCCUCAUGUGCCAGCCCCCUCCUGGUCUUUGUCAACUCCAAAAGUGGUGACAACCAGGGAGUGAAAUUCCUGCGACGCUUCAAGCAGCUCCUCAACCCCGCUCAAGUCUUUGACUUGGUCAACGGUGGGCCGCACCUUGGUCUGCGAUUGUUUCAGAAGUUUGACAACUUCCGGAUCCUGGUGUGUGGAGGCGAUGGGAGUGUAGGCUGGGUCCUCUCAGAGAUUGACAAACUCAAUCUUCACAAACAGUGCCAGCUGGGGGUGUUGCCCUUGGGCACGGGCAAUGAUCUGGCACGGGUGCUCGGCUGGGGCCCUUCGUGCGACGACGACACCCAGCUGCCCCAAAUCCUGGAGAAGCUAGAGAGGGCCAGCACCAAGAUGCUGGACCGCUGGAGCAUCAUGACCUACGAGAUUAAGAUCCCACCAAAACACAGCUGCCCCACCACGCCUGAGGGAGCCGACGACUGCCAGUUUCACAUUUCAACCUACGAAGACUCAGUAGCUGCUCACCUCACAAAGAUUCUCAAUUCAGAGCAGAACUCUGUGGUCAUCUCCUCUGCCAAGAUCCUGUGUGAAACAGUGAAGGAUUUUGUUGCCAAAGUGGGGAAAGCCUACGAAAAAAGUACAGACAACAAUGAGGAGUGUGACACCAUGUCUCUCAAAUGUGCCAUCCUGAAUGAGAAACUAGACUCCCUCCUGCAGACCCUCAACACAGAGUGCCAAGCUCUACCUUCACUCCCCCACUCCACUCCUCCCAUCGUGGAGGAGGAGCAGGAAGAGGAGGAGGAGGAUGAAGAGGAGGAGGCCAGCGAGGAGAGCCUGACGGAGCUGAAGGAGAAGCUGGAGGAGGAGGAGACGGAGAAAGGAGGACGAGGCGCCCCACACCAGCUGUUUAAAAGCCGGGAGCAGAUGAUGCUCAGGGCCAACAGUCUGAAGAAAGCCGUGCGUCAGAUCAUAGAACAGGCCGAGAAAGUGGUGGAUGAGCAGAACUCGCACACAGAGGACACAGAGCUGCCGUCCCCCCUGGAGUUCAGAAAGGACAGCGAGGAGGAGAACAGAGACAGUGAGAAGGAUGAGGACACCAAGGAACAGGAAGCAGUCACAUCUGCUAAGAGUCCCUGUUCUCCAACGGAGAGGAGGGUGAGCCGUAGCACCCAAUCCUAUGGCUCCUUCACCAUCACCCCAUUCACUACCAGCAAGGAGAACCUCCCUGUGCUCAACACACGCAUCAUCUGCCCUGGCUUGAGGGCAGGUCUGGCUGCCUCCAUCGCUGGCAGCUCUAUCAUUAGCAAGAUGCUGCUGGCUAACAUCGACCCCUUUGGUGCCACACCCUUCAUCGACCCCGACCUCGACUCACUAGAGGGCUACAUGGAGAAGUGUGUGAUGAACAACUACUUUGGCAUCGGCCUGGAUGCCAAGAUCUCGCUGGAGUUCAACAACAAGCGAGAGGAGCAUCCAGAGAAAUGCCGGAGUCGCACCAAGAACAUGAUGUGGUACGGUGUUUUGGGCACAAAGGAGCUUCUGCAGAGAACCUAUAAGAACCUGGAGCAGAAGGUCCAGCUAGAGUGUGACGGCCAGUACAUCCCCCUGCCCAGCCUUCAGGGGAUCGCAGUGUUAAACAUUCCCAGCUACGCAGGCGGGACCAACUUCUGGGGCGGCACCAAGGAGGAUGAUAUCUUCUGUGCCCCAUCGUUUGAUGAUAAGAUCCUAGAAGUUGUGGCUGUGUUUGGGAGCAUGCAGAUGGCUGUGUCCAGAGUCAUCAAACUGCAACACCACCGCAUAGCACAGUGUCGAACAGUGAAGAUUACUAUCCUAGGUGAUGAGGGGGUUCCCAUUCAGGUGGACGGUGAAGCCUGGAUCCAACCGCCUGGAGUCAUUAAGAUCCAGCACAAGAACAGGGCUCAGAUGCUCACCAGAGACCGGGCGUUUGAGAACACGUUGAAGUCAUGGGAGGACAAGUUGAAGUAUGAUAAGCCUCCUUUGCGGCCUCACCUCUACUCACAGCAGUCUGUGGAUCUGGCGACGGAAGAGGAGGCCGCCCUGGUGCAGAUGUGCGCCCGAGCCGCUGAGGAGCUCAUUACAAGGAUAUGUGAGGCUGCGAAGACCAAUGGGCUUUUAGAGCAAGAGCUGGCUCAUGCUGUUAACGCCUCGUCUCACGCCAUCAACAAAACACACCCCAAGUUCCCAGAGAGUCUGACCAGAAACACAGCUAUAGAGGUGGCCAGCACUGUCAAGGCUCUGUACAACGAGACCGAGUCUCUGCUGUUGGGCCGAGUCUCUCUGCAAUUGGACCAGCCAGAGGAGGACCAGCUGUCCAGUGCUCUGCAGAGUCUGGAGUUGGAACUGGGCAAACUGGGAGAAGUCCCCUGGCUCUACCAUAUACUGCAGCCCAAUGAUGAGGAGGUUGACUGUGCUUGUGUACCAGGACCACUCUCUGGGUUACGGCAAGAGGAACAGUCGCAGCAGCAUGUUUCGCAUAGUGCCCAAGUUCAAGAAGGAGAAGGCCGCCAAGAAGACGAGCCCUCAGUCAGUGGAGAGAUGGGGCACAGAGGAGGUGGGCAUCUGGCUGGAACAGCUGAGUCUGGGGGAGUACAGGGACACCUUCAUCCGACACGACAUCCGAGGCUCGGAGCUUCUGCACUUGGAGAGGAGGGACCUGAAGGAUCUGGGGAUAUCGAAAGUGGGUCAUAUGAAGAGAAUUCUCCAGGGAACUAAGGACCUGGCUAAAGUGUCCAUGGUUGACCUCUAACCCGGAAGCAGACGCUACCGGAAGGGGGAAACAAACAUUUCCCCUUUACAGUCAGUGGAAGAGUUUGGGAGCACUGUAGGCACUGAAGGAGAAGAAGAUGGGUGUUCAAGGAGAGCUGGAUUUGCAUCCCUCUGCUGAAAAAGCCUUUGUGAAGUUGUUAACAAGAUACAUACGUGUGUUCGUUUGUGCUUUGGUGCCAAAAUAACAGUCGAAAGAAAGCGGAUGAAAAUGCAAAAGGAAGUCAUGGAUCUUCACAAAAAAAGAAAAGAAGAAAGCCAUUUCUAAGUUAAUAACCAUUCAUAGCACACAAUCAGGUAUGCAACUAACCACACAGUUGACGGUUGACUUGUUGUUUGAUUUUCGGUAACAAACUAGUAGCAGAAAACAGGAUUUCCAUGACAUGAGGAUGGGGUUAAGCUUCAGUUUAGUUGGGUGUGAGUGUGAAAACGUGACAUGUUUGCUGGAUCACAGAGCUGUAGAUGCGUGAAAGCAACUGUCUGGUUGUAGUGGCUCUGCUGUUUCAGUGGAGUCGGAGAAGAUAAAGUUGUGACAUCACAGUCUCUCAGUGGUAAUCUGUAAAGACGUGGUGUCUGGAAACAGUGGGAUACCGUCGCAUGCUAUGCUUGCUCAAAUUUCAAUAUGUUUAAUUGCAUGAUUAGUGUCUUGAUUUCUUCACGUGC